UUUCUGACCGCUGGAUACUUUAAGAAAAUAAACUUGUGGAUACCAUAAUUUACGUGCUCAACUCACGUCGAUUCACUCUCCGAAUUUAAGUUCCAGAAUUUUCGAACUCAGAUUCCAAAAUCAGUGACGACUCGGCAACUCGGAUCGGAAUUAAGAAAAAGGUAAGCUUAAGCUCAACCCUUUCAUUUCUUCUGAGUCCUCAAAAGUAACUUGGCAUGGGAGUUGUGACAGUUUCUAGCUCAGCUUCUCGAACCCAUCUUGGAUUAAGCACAAAAUUCUCAACUCAUCGAUCCACACUGAAGAAGCCCUUGAUUGUGGCAUUUAAAGCUGAUAAGCCUAAUAAAACAUCCUUGGUUUCAUCUCACGAACCAAUAAUUUUGCCCAUUGAACCACGCAAGGAGAUUCAGAACAGAGUUAGGAAAGCUAAAAAACCUUCAAAUCGGGUGAAAGCUACAGCUACAGAUGAAGCUUCUACUAGUACCAUGGAAGUGGAUUACAAUGAGGCCGCGGCCAAGCUUGAAAACAUUUUCAAGCUUAGUCCUGCAACGACAGAUGCAGAUGUGGAUGGUGCUGAUAGCUUAAUGAGUAGAGGCCGAAGGAGGAAGAGAAAGGUUAGUGAAGGUGAUGGCAAAACAGGUAAGAACACUAGGGACACUACUGUGGUUAGGAAUCGUACAAGGAAGGAGAGAUUGAGUCUUGAUAAAAGGAUUGCAUUGAAAAGGGCAAAGGAAGAGAACGAGGUUGUUUCCAUUAAAAAGAGAAAAAACAGUUGGAAAGAAAAGAAAAAUGAAGAGAAAGAGGUUGUUUCAGUUAGAAAUAGAAAAGUUGAUGAGACUGAAGAUGAGAAGAUUGAGAAGCUUGUGAGGGAGUAUUCGGCCUCAACUGAUUUGGUCAGCUUGGAUUGGAAGAAAAUGAAGAUACCGCCAGUUCUUCCUUCUACGGAGCAUACUUGGUUGUUCAAGUUAAUGCAACCUUUAAAGGAACUCCUCAAAGUGCAAGAGAAUUUGCAAUCUUCUAUGGGGAGAGAGCCAACGGAGGGUGAAAUAGCUGAAGCAACCAAUAUGAGUGUGGCUGAAGUUAAAAAAAAAAUGGAGGUUGGCCGAGCUGCACGAAACAAGCUCAUUAAGCACAACCUUCGACUUGUAUUGUUUGUAAUGAACAAAUAUUUUCAAGACUUUGCAAAUGGUCCAAAAUUUCAGGACCUCUGUCAGGCUGGAGUGAAGGGACUAAUAACAGCAAUUGAUCGCUUCGAACCAAAAAGAAAAUUCCGGCUUUCCACUUAUGGGCUUUUCUGGAUUAGGCAUGCCAUCAUACGUUCCAUGACAGUCUCAAGCUUUACCCGUGUUUCAUUUGGUCUUGAAUCUGUAAGGGUAGAAAUUCAGAAGGCCAAGCUUCAGUUGAUGUUUGAGCUCAACAGAUUACCAACAGAAGAAGAAAUAGUUGAGAGGGUUGGCAUUUCCCCUGAGAGGUACAACGAAGUAAUGAGGGCCUCAAAACCUGUUUACUCACUUCAUUCAAGGCAUGCAGUUACACAAGAAGAGUUCAUCAACAGUAUUACUGAUGUCGAAGGUGUGGAAGGCAAUGAUCGACGAAAACCCGCGCUUCUCAGGCUUGCUCUUGAUGAUGUGCUUGAUUCUCUAAAGCCUAAGGAGAGCUUGGUGGUCAGACAGAGGUAUGGACUAGACGGUAAAGGCGAUAGAACACUCGGUGAAAUCGCUGGAAACUUGAACAUUUCAAGAGAAAUGGUUAGGAAGCAUGAAGUGAAGGCUCUCAUGAAGCUCAAGCAUCCAGCUAGAGUUGAUUAUCUGCGCCGAUACAUGGUCUAAGCGCAGUCCUUUACAUUACGUGCCUUUCCGAACCAUAUAUCUUUUCAAUGUUUAGAUGACACCGAACGUUAUUUUAUAGCUGUAUAUUGAUGUAGCAUAGCAUAUAUAGUUAACUACAUAUGUAAGCGUAAGGUCAACAAUUUGAAAAUAAAGGAAGAGAGAUUAACUAGUGAAUAUAGAAAUUUUAUUAUACCAUGUAAUUUUGAGAAUGUAGUUAAACUCAUAUUGCAUAACAUGGAUGUAAUAUAACUGUUUCCUCUGUAUAUUUUUUUAUGUUAUACACAGAUAUAUAGAAAAUCUUCUACAUAGACAGAAACAUGUGUGGAUUUUUUCUCAA
Humulus lupulus (European hop) is the source of this 2163-nucleotide messenger RNA. RefSeq names its product RNA polymerase sigma factor sigE, chloroplastic/mitochondrial. The transcript is spliced from 6 exons. Gene Ontology annotation, biological process: DNA-templated transcription initiation; regulation of DNA-templated transcription. The coding region runs from base 216 to 1826 and encodes 536 amino acids. The record is from RefSeq and is a predicted model, not a curated record. NCBI's taxonomy places the organism in Eukaryota, Viridiplantae, Streptophyta, Magnoliopsida, Rosales, Cannabaceae. Gene Ontology annotation, molecular function: DNA-binding transcription factor activity.